Messenger RNA from Plasmopara halstedii, 393 nucleotides. Its product is annotated as Proteasome maturation factor. The coding region runs from base 1 to 393 and encodes 130 amino acids. NCBI's taxonomy places the organism in Eukaryota, Oomycota, Peronosporomycetes, Peronosporales, Peronosporaceae. Gene Ontology annotation, biological process: proteasome assembly. Gene Ontology annotation, cellular component: nucleus; cytoplasm. The transcript has 7 exons. The record is from RefSeq and is a predicted model, not a curated record.
AUGAACUCAUCCGGCCUCCCCCUCAUCCGUGCUCCCCCUGACGCCUUGCGCUACGGCUUCUACAGUGCUAGUGAAGACGUGCGACCGAUCCACGAAGUGCAGCGUUUGCAGACUUUGUCUAACUGGGAGAUUAAGAUGUCGACGGUUGAGCAGGUUUACGGCAAGGCGGCAGCCAUGCGUUUGCGUACAGAGAAGGCGAUAUUUGAGCAGUUUACCCGUCUACCUGGACUUCCCAGCUCGCACGCCGGUCUCGACACUCUAACUGGAGCGGAUGACCAGAUAGAUUUUGCUGAUUUUCUAAACGAUCCCAAUGAACACCCCGAAAAUACCUUUCGGCGUGAAGCACAAUUGGAUCAUAUUUCAUUUAAAUGGAGCAAUCUUAAUACAUUGUAG